This is a messenger RNA of Arabidopsis arenosa, 1241 nucleotides long. Lineage: Eukaryota; Viridiplantae; Streptophyta; Magnoliopsida; Brassicales; Brassicaceae. The record is from the annotation of a GenBank genome assembly.
GAAAACCCACUUAAUCUCUUCUUCUCUAAAGCAUCUAUGGAGAUCUCCGGCGAAGAAGACAAAGAAGAAGCUGUUACUCUCCCCAAAGAAGUAAGUAAUGUCUCAAUCUCAGAUGGUAACAAGUUCGUUUACCAAAUCCUAAAUGGUCCUAACGAACAAUGUUUUGAGAAUUUCCGUAUGGAUAAGCCUGUCUUUUAUAAACUCUGUGAUCUUCUUCAAACCAGAGGCUUAUUGCGUCACACUAAUCGAAUCAAGAUUGAGGAACAAUUAGCUAUCUUUUUGUUCAUCAUUGGUCAUAAUCUUCGAACUCGAGCUGUUCAAGAAUUGUUCUGUUACUCCGGUGAAACCAUAAGCCGCCAUUUCAAUAAUGUUUUGAAUGCUGUUAUUGCAAUCUCUAUGGAUUUUUUUCAAUCCAAUCCAAAUUCUGAAGCUUUAGAGAAUGAUGAUCCAUAUUUCAAAGACUGUGUUGGUGUUGUUGAUAGCUUUCAUAUUCCGGUUAUGGUUGGUGUCGAUGAGCAAGGUCCGUUUCGAAACAGCAAUGGACUUCUUACUCAGAAUGUUCUUGCGGCUUCUUCGUUCGAUCUUAGAUUCCGUUACGUGUUAGCUGGUUGGGAAGGUUCAGCUUCUGAUCAACAAGUUCUUAAAGCAGCUUUGACUCGGCGUAACAAGUUACAAGUUCCUCAAGGAAAAUACUACAUUGUUGACGGUAAGUAUCCGAAUCUUCCUGGCUUUAUUGCCCCGUAUCACGGUGUUUCAACCAACGAAAGAGAAGAAGCAAAGGAAAUGUUCAAUGAGCGACACAAGUUGUUGCAUCGAGCUAUUCAUCGGAGUUUUGGAGCUUUGAAAGAACGGUUUCCGAUUCUACUAUCAGCUCCUCCGUAUCCUCUACAAACGCAAGUGAAACUGGUGAUUGCGGCGUGCGCAUUGCACAAUUACAUCCGCUUGGAGAAACCAGAUGAUUUAGUGUUUAGGAUGUUUGAAGAAGAGACUAUGGCAGAAGCAGGAGAAGAUAGAGGAGUGGUAUUAGAGGAAGAACAAGGAGAGAUAGAGGGACAUGAACAUGGGUUUAGACCGGAAGAAGUUGAAGAUAGUGUAAGGUUAAGAGAUGAUAUUGCAUCUGAUCUCUGGAACCAUUAUGUCCAAAAUCUGUCUACCUUCUAAACUUUAGCAUCUUUAUCAGUUUUUUUUUGUGCGUUUGAUUUGUCAGAAAUGAUAUAAGUCAAAAAACACUAUUUAUGUUU